Molecule: messenger RNA, 1517 nt
Organism: Leptopilina heterotoma
Lineage: Eukaryota; Metazoa; Arthropoda; Insecta; Hymenoptera; Figitidae
Gene: Ctr1A
Product: high affinity copper uptake protein 1
Exons: 4
Coding region: 407-1033 (208 amino acids)
Biological process (GO): copper ion transmembrane transport
Cellular component (GO): membrane
Molecular function (GO): copper ion transmembrane transporter activity
Source: RefSeq, a predicted model, not a curated record
GGAAGAACACCCCAAAGAAAGCAACAUAUGUUUCGACACUACUUUGAUAAAAUUAAUUAAUUUCUUUAUUAAAGAAAAAGAUUUUAUCGAUUGAAAUAUAUUAUAUGAAAGGCCAGUAAGUGGCACUAUCUUACGGUUUUAAAUGGAAAUAAAUAGUCACGUGUUCUCUGCAGCAAAUUUCUGAAACUUCUGGUGAAUGUUCUGAGAUCUCUUGAUUGCUCUUGAUCGUGGUGAUGGUAAAAGGGUAAAAGGAAAGUAGCUAUGAACAGUUUAUUAAUGGGUCGCCGAGUUGUUGCUUAAUCGUGAACAGUGACGAUUUGGAAGUUGUAGAUUCCUGAGGUUCUAAUCAUUGUAAACUGAAUAUACUUGAACAAAACGUCGUGACAUAACCUCUAACUUUGAAAAGAUGUCGCACAAUCAUAUGAUGCUCACGUUAAAUUCUUCCGGCGGUCAUAUGGAUCAUUCGGCCAUGGAUCAUGGAAAUCAGGACCAUCAUAUGGAUCACGGGAGUAUAAAUCAUGGCGAUCACAGCACAAUGGAUCACAGUGGUCACGAAAUGUCUGGAUGCGGUGGCGAUCAUUCAAUGCAUGGAAUGAUGAUGGCCUUUCACGGUGGAUAUUGCGAAACAGUUUUAUUCGAAUGGUGGAAGAUUUCAUCCGUCGGCGGACUCAUUGGCUCUAUCAUUGGAAUUAUUAUAAUGGCCGCUCUUUACGAAGGACUCAAAUAUUAUCGAGAAUAUCUCUUCUGGAAAACGUACAAUGCACUUCAAUAUCGAAGUGUUACAAUGCCACAGGAAAAGAAUGUUGUUGCUGAGGAUAAUCGCGUUGUACAGCCAACAAUGCUGUCUUGGAUGCACACAUUCCAAACAUUUUUACACAUCAUACAAAUCGUUCUCUCGUACUUUUUGAUGCUGAUCUUCAUGACAUACAACGUUUGGUUGUGUUUUGCUGUUGUAUUAGGAGCGGCUAUAGGAUAUUUUCUUUUUGGUUGGAAGAAAUCCGUUAUUGUUGAUGUUACGGAACAUUGUCAUUAGUGAAGAAUUAAAAAUAAACCACAAGUAAGUUCCUACCAGUGGAAUAUGCGAGUAUUCUUUUCUUUUUCUUUUGGUGACAGAAAGAAAAAGAAAUCAAGAGGAAUACUUUAUAGUGUUAAUUUUAAAUUGCUUGCUAUAACAAUAAUAUUGUAAAUUUUUAAAAUUAGUUUUUGUAAUUUUGUCAAACGCUAGUGACAAAAUUUCAACGAAAAUAAGACUAACGAUUGUAAUUUUAUUUUUAUUUUUCUUUGUAAAAGAAAAUUUUUAGAAAUUAUAGACUACUCGAAAUAGCAAAAUUGAUUGCUAUUUUGAAUAUCAAAACACGACUAUAAAAUUUGUUUAUGAAUCAAUUCUUCCGCUAUUUUUUCGAUAGCGAAUUUUUAUUGUAUGAAUGCGACUAAUUUAAAGAAAGUAUUAAAAGCAAGAGUUGAUCUCUGAAAUUAAUUGUAAAUACUACAAAAUUAUGUGUAUAAGUUUUUUAGAC